Messenger RNA from Macroventuria anomochaeta, 2347 nucleotides. RefSeq lists its product as uncharacterized. The record is from RefSeq and is a predicted model, not a curated record. Gene Ontology annotation, molecular function: protein binding. The transcript is spliced from 4 exons. The coding region runs from base 267 to 2210 and encodes 647 amino acids. Lineage: Eukaryota; Fungi; Ascomycota; Dothideomycetes; Pleosporales; Didymellaceae.
ACCAAUCCUAGCGCAAGUCUACGCGGGACACCCAUGCCGCGAUAUUGGCAUACGAUAUAUUUGCGCCAUCUGGUAAUGCGUGACAUGUCAUUUUGUAUGGAGGCCCCGAGACCGUGACAAUUAUCCACGGUCAUGAGUCUACGUUGCUGGAUUUUUCUGGACAAAUCUGCUUAACGCUUCCUUCCGAUCUACGGAGCAUAGCAGAUCUUACCACCGCGUCCACAUCAGCCAGGUCUUUCAAUCCAGAAAGUAACGACGGUACGGUCAUGCAGACAGGACUCAUUCAACUACUGGCUCUGCAUAUGCUGGCGGGGCUUUCAGCCGCUCAACUGCCGUCAACAUGGAAGCCGCAAGACAUGAUCACAUAUUUCUGCUCGCGCUGGUAUCACCAAUCCAUCAUUAAGAACGAUGUCUUAUACCUGUAUGGAGGCGUACAAACGUUUAAUGUGCCAGAAAUUGACGUAUCAUCGAGGAACUAUAUCCUUGGCUAUAAUCCCUUCAUACUACAACUCGACCUAAGACAACCAUGGGACUGGCGGAAGAACAUCUCUUGGCUAUCUUUUGAGACUACACCCAACCCAAAAACAGGUGCAAGUGUCAUACAAGCUAUGGUCACUGGAUCGAUGUUCCAUGGUCCUUACAGCAGCCCUGACGUCUGGACAUAUGGCGGAACGAUCUUCCGGGGUAAUGAAUCGUUCCUGGAAACUGUCAACCCAAAUGCAUUUCGCGAUCAGAGUAACAUUUACCCGCUCUGGUCAUUCGAUAACGAGACCAAUACCUGGGAUCAGUUCGACAUCGGCACCCUGAACACUCCAAGCUAUGGAUCAUCGGCGGAAGCCCCUGAUCAGGGUCUGGCAUUCUAUCUCAAUGGCCGAACGGACAAUGGCACGAACAAUGGCGUACAUAAUGCGGGUGACAUUCAGCUUCUUCUCGACGGCAUGAUCGUUAUAGAUCUGGUACACCAUACAUCGCAGAACAUCUCAACAGCUGGUAUGAAGGAUCCACAGCCUCGUCUAGGCGGCAGCCUGCAAUACGUUCCAAACAUUGGCGUUAGUGGACUGCUCGUAGCAUUGGGCGGCAAGGUCUUCGACGGAGUCCAGCCUGUAACAUCACAAAGUCGAGGGCGACUGCUGAGCUUUGACCACGUUGAUGUCUUCAAUCUGGGCUCGUACAGCUCAAAGGAGAGUAACGGCACCUGGUAUACUCAAGCCACUUCUGGCGACAUCCCUCCAGCACGCAUCGAUUCCUGCACUGUGCUAGCUUCAGCCCCCGAUAAUUCAUCGCACAAUAUCUUCAUAUAUGGGGGCUGGGACCCAACAAGCAACAUCACCAAGUACUACGACGACAUGUAUGUUCUUUCUCUGCCAUCGUUCACUUGGAUCAAGAUGUUCAUGGGUGAGUCACCUCGCUAUGGCCAUACUUGCCACCUCUCCGCUGGCCGUCAGCUUCUCACCAUCGGAGGCAGUACACAACAUGGUAACGUCACAGAUUCGUGUGAUUGGGAAGCUGAGUCGGUGGGAAUAAUGGAUCUCACACCACUGACGUGGGGGAGUGUCUACUCUGCGGAGUACCGGCCGUAUGAAGUCAGCAACAAGCUGAUUGACAAGCUUGGUGGUACGGCACAGGGGAAUGCCACGGUGAGGGAGCCCGAUCAAGGAUGGGCUUCUGAGGAGUUUGGGCACAUCAUGCGUACUUCCCGAAUCUACUCGAAUCUCAACGGCACCCUGGAGGUCUUCAAUCCGAUGGUGAAGAAGACAUCAGGAAUGAGCUCGAAGACUCGCACGGCAAUCAUUGCCAGCGUCACUAUCGUCGGUGUAUUCGUCAUCGCCUGCAUUGUCUGGCUCUUCUCCUUCAAGCGCAAACGACGUAACAGUGCUGCAAAGACCAUCAGCCCCCGAAACACAACUGAGCCCUACUUUGAAGCCAACGAGAGAGCUAAGGUCGAGCUAUCCCCUGACGAGAAGCAAGUCUACGAGAUGACUGGAGAAGGAUAUAUGCACGAAGCGACAGCAGGUACCGUCAGGGCUGAAGCAGAUAGAUCGAAUAUAGCGGUCAGCGCGGUCGAACUGCCGGCGACAAACUUCAGCGAGAAAGGGAGAUGGGGAGUCCCUCUCAUCAAGGUGCCUAGUCCUACAACUACAGUCCGUGUACCCAAGGACGAGAAGGAUGAGCAUGCUGGACGCGGCAACGAAGGUGGAGAUAUGGUUUGACGUAAGGAACGAAGGUAUACGAAUUAUGAGCAACGACUUCGAUGACAGCCUAGAUUUGCAUAAGAGUAUCAAAUGAUGAGAACGUUUUUGCUUUGCAUGUCAAGUUGGAGUUCAUGUGAGUAGCUGGAACCUCGGAG